Messenger RNA from Salvia miltiorrhiza (redroot sage), 1438 nucleotides. RefSeq names its product chaperone protein dnaJ C76, chloroplastic. The record is from RefSeq and is a predicted model, not a curated record. The transcript has 9 exons. Gene Ontology annotation, molecular function: iron ion binding; electron transfer activity. Lineage: Eukaryota; Viridiplantae; Streptophyta; Magnoliopsida; Lamiales; Lamiaceae. Bases 254 to 1267 code for a protein of 337 amino acids.
CUUUCUUGUCCAGAUUCACAUUCACUCCAGAUUCUUGUCCAAACAUAUGGCCUUCCUUCUGCCAUCUCACCAUUUCCCACUAUUUCAAUUUUCCUCUCCAAACUACCACUAUUUUUUUCCUCCAUUACAUUCUACAUACCGCCAUACCGCCAAAAUAUCUCAAAUUUUGAUUAAUUUCUUCUGGCCCCUCCUUUUUUUGCCUGCAGCUACUACUAUUAUACAUUCUUUCUUGAAACGAUUCUGAGAUUCGGUAAUGGCCCAGUUAUUGCCGCCAGUUUGCACAGAUACACUCAAAUUUCAUAACCCUUUAAGCAGUUUGUGCCCAAGAAACAGAUGUCCCACAACAGGCAAGAAUAAUGUGAGAUGGAGCAGCUAUGGAGGAGGAAGGAAAGGGAUUGGCAGAAUCAGGGUUGCAUCUCAGGAAGCUGCAUCGUCCGAGGAUGUUGCAGAUGAUUAUUAUGCUGUUUUGGGUCUGCUUCCAGAUGCAACCCCGGAGCAAAUAAAGAAAGCCUAUUAUAAUUGCAUGAAAUCUUGCCAUCCAGAUUUGAGUGGUGAUGAUCCGGAGACGACAAAUUUCUGCAUGUUCAUAAACGAGGUUUACGCUAUUCUCAGUGAUCCUGUCCAGAGAAUGGUUUAUGAUGAAAUUCAUGGAUAUGCUCUCACUGCAAUCAAUCCGUUUUUCGAUGAUUCCAGCUCAAAGGAUCAUGUCUUCGUGGAUGAGUUUAGCUGCAUAGGUUGCAAGAAUUGUGCCAAUGUUUGCUCGUCAGUUUUUGCUAUCGAAGAAGAUUUUGGAAGAGCCAGAGCUUAUAACCAACCUGGGAUGCUUGACUCAGUUCAGCAAGCAGUGGAGAGCUGCCCAGUCGAUUGUAUUCAUUGGACUUCUGCUGCUCAGUUAUCACUGCUAGAAGACGAAAUGCGAAGAGUAGAAAGAGUAAAUGUCGCUUUGAUGCUCUCGGGCAUGGGCUCAGGAGCUGCAGAUGUCUUUCGGAUGGCGAGCGUUAGAUGGGAAAAGAGGCAAGCUAAAGUAUUGGCACAAGCUAAAGUGAGGAUGAUGAAGCAGAAAGAUUCUGGUCAAACUCCGACGUAUUGGGACAACCUCUGGGGCAAAACGAAAUCAACGAAAUCCUACGAAAGUAAUGAGGAAGAAGUGAAAGAGAGGGCCGCACGAGCUGCUGCAGCUGCUCGUAGAUGGAGAGAGUAUUCUAGGAGAGGCGCGGAUAAACCUCCGACGUUCAAGCUUCCAGAGGCCAUCUCGAACAAGGAGUAGUAGCAGUAAGCAUUAUUCUCGACCGCCCUCGUAUAUAUAUACGUAUAUGUAAAUGCUAGGCAUGACCGAUUGAUCAUUCAUUCGUGCAUCGUAAGCAGAAAUGCCAGAAAUGUAUAUAUAACCUUGUUAUACACAAUUUGACAUUUUUGGAAAUACAUCAUAUUGUUAGUA